AGCAACGGCAGCAGCAGCAGCAACAAACUCUCUCCUGUCUUUUUCUCUUCUUUCUGGAGUUGUUUCCUGCUCAGAGGACAAAAGCCAAGGAAGUAAGAGGGAAGUGAUCCAGGGCUGAUAGCUGCCAUCAAAAACAAAACCAAAACGCAGACCUGGCUGCCCCCAUGCCUAUCGAAUUUGUUUGCAAAAUCAAAUUUGCAGAGGAGGAUGAGAAGCAGAAAAGCAAGCAGGAUGGGGACAAGGAGAGCCUGAUCGAGGAGAGCUGCACACCUCCGGCUAAGGACUUGGCUGGGUUUGCUAACUCCUGCUCUCUUCAUGGGAUUAACCACAUCUUUGUCUCUGGUCGCCUGGGCAUCCGGCAGACUCUCUGGGCUCUUGCCUUUUUGACUUCGCUGGCUCUGUUUCUAUACCAGGCGGCUAAGUGUGCCAUCUCUUACCUGGAGCACCCUCAUGUCACAGCUCUGAAUGAAGAGGCCACCCCGGAGAUGGUUUUCCCCGCUGUGACCAUCUGCAACAUCAACCGAUUUCGCUUCUCAGCGCUCACCGAUGCCGACAUCUACCACCUGGCUAACUUGACGGGUCUGCCCCCCAAAAACAAGGAUGGGCACAAACCACAUGAUUUAAUGUAUCCUGCCCCUGACAUGCAGGACAUCUUCAACAGGACAGGACAUCAGUUAGAAGAGAUGCUCAUGAGCUGCAAUUUCAGUGGACAGAACUGUUCAGUGGAGGACUUCUCUGUGGUGUACACCAGAUAUGGGAAAUGCUACACUUUUAAUGGCAACAAGACAACAUCCAGGAAAAGCAAGCAGGGUGGAAUGGGAAAUGGGUUGGAGAUCAUGUUGGAUAUCCAGCAGGAUGAGUAUCUGCCCAUCUGGAGAGAGACAAAUGAGACGUCCCUGGAGGCCGGCAUCCGAGUUCAGAUCCACAGUCAGGACGAGCCUCCCUACAUCCACCAGCUGGGCUUCGGUGUCUCUCCGGGUUUCCAGACCUUUGUUUCAUGUCAGGAGCAGAGGCUGACCUACCUGCCCCAGCCCUGGGGGAACUGCCGCUCCACCAGCAAAGAGAAGUUCCCAGGAUACGACACGUACAGCAUCAGUGCCUGUCGUUUGCUCUGCGAAACCAACGAGGUCCUGAGAGUUUGCAGCUGCAGGAUGGUGCACAUGCCUGGAACUGCAGAUAUCUGCCCUCCCAGUAAAAUCAACUGUGUUGACAAAGCACUGGCACAGCUACAGAAGAACAGUGGGGAUACCUGUCCAUGCGAGACGCCCUGUAAUCUUACCCGCUACGGUAAAGAGCUCUCCAUGGUCAAAAUCCCCAGCAAAGGCUCCGCUCGCUAUCUCUCCAGGAAAUAUGACAAGUCAGAGGACUACAUCAGAGACAACUUCCUGGUCUUAGAUAUCUUCUUUGAAGCUCUGAACUAUGAAACGAUUGAGCAAAAGAAAGCCUAUGAUGUUGCAGGUUUAUUAGGUGACAUUGGUGGACAGAUGGGCUUAUUCAUUGGAGCCAGCAUCCUCACAGUCUUAGAAAUACUGGAUUACAUCUAUGAGGUGAUCAAGCACCGGCUAAAACGUCUGCUGAGGCCGCAGAAAGAAGAGAAGAAGAACAAGCAGCAGACCAGCACUGUAGCAACAGUGGGUCUAGAGGAUAUGAAAGCAAAGGAGCCCAAUGACAUGACACGGAGUCACCCAGAGGGGGCGUACGCCAACACCAUCCUCCCCAACCACCACCAUCCACACCCACACCCUCACCACCACCACGCCGGGCACCAUGGGGUAUUUGAGGACUUCGCUUGCUAG
Molecule: messenger RNA, 1796 nt
Organism: Centropristis striata (black sea bass)
Lineage: Eukaryota; Metazoa; Chordata; Actinopteri; Perciformes; Serranidae
Gene: asic4a
Product: acid-sensing (proton-gated) ion channel family member 4a
Exons: 10
Coding region: 165-1796 (543 amino acids)
Biological process (GO): sodium ion transmembrane transport
Cellular component (GO): membrane
Molecular function (GO): ligand-gated sodium channel activity
Source: RefSeq, a predicted model, not a curated record